CUUUUGGUUCACACGACUCUGGCGAUCUGGCGCGGCUGCUCCAUCUGGAUUACGACCUGCGGCGCGCACACCGGGGCAAGCGUACCCGAUACAGACACUCAAGACGAAUUCAAGAGGACCAGCUCGCGGCCAUCUCUCGCGAUGCCCACCGUGCCCACCUCCGAGGUCGCCGGCCUCUCCCUCUCCUCCCGGACCGUCCACGGCGAUGACCACAUCUCUGUGCACCGGGCUGUCGCGCCGGCGAUGCACGUUAGCACUACGUUCCGCUACAACGAUGACUCGGACCAGCUGUCGAGCGGGGAAAACAUUGACCCCACGGCGCCGCUAGACUCACACAUCUACUCGCGAGACUCGGGACCCAACACGACUCGCCUCGAGGCCAUCCUUGAGUCCAUUCUGGGGGGACCUUCGCUCACCUACUCGUCCGGUCUAUCCGCCUUCCAUGCCAUGCUCGUGCGCAUCAACCCGCGCCGAAUCGCCAUUGGCGAUGGCUACCAUGGCUGCCACGGCGUCAUCAAGAUCUUUGCCCGCCUUACCGGCUUGCAGCAACUGCCCCUCGACUGCGACCCCUCUGAGCUGGGGCCGGGUGACAUUGUUCAUGUCGAGACGCCUCUCAACCCAACAGGCGAGGCCCGUGACCUGCGAUACUACGCCGACAAGGCGCACAAGGCCGGCGCGUAUCUGACCGUCGACGCCACGUUUGCACCACCGCCGCUGCAAGACCCCUUGGCCUUCGGCGCCGACGUCAUUAUGCACAGCGGCACCAAGUACUUUGGCGGGCACUCGGACAUGCUUUGCGGGACGCUGACGGUGCGGCCUGGCCUGGACUGGAUGAAGGAUCUGCGUCGGGAGCGCAUGGUGCUGGGAUCCGUCAUGGGCAGCCUCGAGGGCUGGCUAGGUGUUCGAUCGCUGCGGACUCUCGAGCUGCGCGUCACGCGGCAAAGCGCCACGGCCACGGCUCUGGUCGCCUGGCUUGCGGAGCAGGCCAAGGACACGACCACGGCAGUCGGCGCUGUGGUGGAGCGGUUGCAACACGCAAGCUUGCAGCCCGAGGCCAGCCAGGAGGGCAGCUGGCUGCAGAAGCAGAUGCCGCGGGGCUACGGGCCCGUAUUCGCCAUCUGGAUGAAGGACCAGGACACGGCACGGAAGCUGCCGAGCCGACUGCGGCUUUUCCAACACGCGACGAGCCUGGGGGGUGUGGAGAGUCUUAUCGAGUGGCGCGCAAUGUCGGACCCGGGCAUGGACAAGCGGGUUUUGCGAGUGAGCAUUGGCGUGGAGGGACUGGAGGACCUGAAGGAGGACCUGCGGCAGGCUUUCGAGAGCCUCAGGGCCCAGUAGAUUGUAUAUAUAUGGACGAUGAGAGGAUGAUUGAGUUCCUCCCGUGGGACUCUGCCUCAGCUUCCUCGUUGGUGCUGACGAACCAAAGGACUGUUCGCUACAUGGUGGCCAGCCUCUUGGUGAAGAUGCUGGUGUGAAGAGAAUGGUGCGGGUGUCGUCUUGUACGUGCCGUGUAACCACGUAGGUACCUCGUUGGUUGGAGUCUUGUUGGUUCGUCUUUUCCGGUCUUGGAACGCCACCAGUGCUUCGGACGCGUUGCUCCUUCCCUUGCAAAUGAGUGGCAGGAAGGCGAGUCGGUCGCGGCUGCUGCCGAAAAGUGCCGAUACUGGCCCCAUGGAAGGCACUUGCUUGCCGGGCAUGCAGAGACUGCUGCAGGUGAAGCUGCGGCAGGAAGAAGGGCAUAGGCAGUUUCCUUACUACUACUCCGUACCUUAAGG
This is a messenger RNA of Purpureocillium takamizusanense, 1775 nucleotides long. Its product is annotated as Cystathionine gamma-synthase. Gene Ontology annotation, biological process: transsulfuration. The transcript has 2 exons. Bases 142 to 1338 code for a protein of 398 amino acids. Gene Ontology annotation, cellular component: cytoplasm. Lineage: Eukaryota; Fungi; Ascomycota; Sordariomycetes; Hypocreales; Ophiocordycipitaceae. Gene Ontology annotation, molecular function: pyridoxal phosphate binding; carbon-sulfur lyase activity. The record is from RefSeq and is a predicted model, not a curated record.